Messenger RNA from Neolamprologus brichardi, 1859 nucleotides. The record is from RefSeq and is a predicted model, not a curated record. NCBI's taxonomy places the organism in Eukaryota, Metazoa, Chordata, Actinopteri, Cichliformes, Cichlidae.
UUUGGUGUUCCUCAGUAUGUGACGCAGACGGUGGAGGUGGAGUCGGCGGACUCUCAGAAAGCUGUGGCCGAGUUGCAGGUGAAGAACAACGCCCUGCAGGAGCAGCUUUCUGCGCAGAGGCAGCUGCUGCGAGAGCUCGAGACGCAGCUGCACGAGUCGCAGAGGACCUGCGCUCAGCUCAGGACGCAGCUCAUUGCAGAUCGAGGCCGUCUGUGCGGCCUCCUGUCCAAGGCCGUCGGCCGGCGCAACAGCGAGGUGGUUCGUGUGCGUAUGAACCUGCUGAGCCUGCAGCCGGCCCUCAGGACUCUCACCUCGGACUACAACUGUCUGAAGAGGCAGGUACAGGACUUCCCCUUCAUGCUGGACAAAGCAAUCACGGAGGCCAAGCAGGAGAUCUGUCAGGUGAUCAGUGAGGUGAGCAGCACCAACCAGGAGCUGCUGCGUAAAUACAAGCGAGAGAUGAACCUGAGGAAGAAAUGUCACAACGAGCUGGUUCGACUCAAAGGUCUGAAACAAGCUUCGUGUUUUCUGUCCGAUGUCUUUGUGCAUUUAAAACGUUUCAUAGCUCCCGCUCUCACCUGCUCGCUCACACACCUGAUCACAGUGUUUGAGUUGGGUCAUGUCAACAGAGCGACAGCCUGCACCAACCUGAACGAGCACAGCUCGCGGUCACACGCUCUGCUCAUCAUCACGGUGUCUGGAUUCAACACAGCCACUGGCAACCGCACGCUAGGGAAGCUGAACCUCGUGGAUCUGGCGGGCUCGGAGCGGAUCGGUAAGUCGGGGGCGGAGGGCAGUCGGCUCAGAGAAGCUCAGUGCAUCAACAAAUCCCUGUCGGCGCUCGGCGAUGUCAUCAACGCGCUGCGGAGCAAACACUCCCACGUGCCGUUCAGAAACUCGCGCCUCACGUACCUGCUGCAGGACUCGCUGAGCGGAGACAGCAAGACCCUGAUGAUGGUGCAGGUCUCUCCGUUGCCCAGCAACAUGAGCGAGUCGGUCUGCUCGCUGAAGUUCGCUCAGAGGGUUCGCAGCGUCGAGCUGAGCUCCUCGUCCUUCAGGAAACACGAGAACUCGUCCACGUCAUCCUCGCCCACCCACGACAGCGUUGAGCUGGACUCCCCCCCGGUGACCCCGGUCCCUCUCCCCAUCUCUCGGGCCAGCAGCGCCGGCUCCACCCUCUCCUCUGCCUCCAGAACUCCCAGCAGCUCCCGCAGGAGGUCCCAGUCGCAGCUCUCCACAGGACGACUGAAGCUGACGGCCUGACGGACGCCGUCGCUGCAGGACGGGCUGCGGGGUGUCAGCCAGCACCCCGAGGCCUCUGCCGCCUCCCUGCUGCUCUUCCUGGAUUUAUUUCCUCCUUAGCCGACGACAGGAGCAGCAAAAGCGAUCAAAGACCGAUGGAAACUUUACAGGACAGGACGGUCUUAAAUCUGGACAGACUGUCAUGAGACGAUUGGACUGCUGUGACGUCUGAUACGAGCUGACGGGACUCGCGCUCCUCCGUCGGGACUCAAAAGAAUCCUUAUUAACCCUGAAAUCAGUAUCUGCUCUCCAAUCAGUAUUUCUCAUCGUUUCUUUGUUGCACUUUAAACUUUUAGAUCAUUUUCUAACCUGAUGAUGUGCAUAGAUGCAUAAUGUGUUUGUAUAUUUAUGUUUGACAUGCUUUAAUUUUUUUCUUUUGGAGAAUGCGGACACGUGGAUUUUUCCGUUUUUGUUUUUUUUGUGAUCCAAAUUUAAUAUUUUUUGUCUUCAUCUGUUUUUAAUCUUUUUUUCUCUGCACCGUGUUCGAUGGAGGAUUUUGAGGCUGAAACCUUAAAGUGUACUUUUUUUUUUUUUUUUCAUAAAGUUGAGAUAAAUUU